Molecule: messenger RNA, 916 nt
Organism: Onthophagus taurus
Lineage: Eukaryota; Metazoa; Arthropoda; Insecta; Coleoptera; Scarabaeidae
Product: calaxin
Molecular function (GO): calcium ion binding
Source: RefSeq, a predicted model, not a curated record
UCCAAAGCAACGCGUAAACUCGCAUUGUUCUGGUGUUCCGCCCAAAUACGAUCGUUCUAAUAAAGAUGUCAAAACCAAACGAACCGAAUGUGAGCACGCGCGGAAGGACGCUGAUUUUGAAAAGCAUUUCGUUAUUUCUCUCCGGUCGUAAUGCUAGAUCAAACUCGCAACAACCCAAGCCGGUUAAAACCAAGAAAAUGAAUGAUAAAGAUAGCAAAAAUAAAAUUUCACCUAAACUUCUCGAAAUUGCUAAAAAAGAAACUCAUUUUACCAGAUUGGAGAUUGAAAAUCUUUAUAAAGUCUAUCGAAGAUUAAUUUCAAUGAAUCGGCCGAAAACUCAUCAAGACAAAAACGUCGCUGCAACAUCUUCAAUUGGAAAAACUACAUCUGAAGGAAUCGACCGAGUGAUUUUUCGCGAACUCUUACACAGCUCAUUCGACAUAGUAACCGAAGAUAUGAUGAUGGACCGCAUCUUUUGCGUUUGGGAUAAAACCAAUUCAGGUUUAAUAACACCAGAAUCCUGGUUUUUGGGGUUAAAUAUAUUCCUUCGUGGCACUCUCGCCGAACAAACCGAUUUUUGCUUCUUCGUUUACGACUUAAACGCCGACGGAUUUAUUACUAAGGACGAAAUGUUUCAAUUAUUAAAAAAUUGUUUGAUAAAACAACCACAAGAUGAAGACCCCGAUGAAGGUGUUAAAGAUUUAGUUGAAAUUAUAUUAAGAAAAUUGGAUAAAGAUAAAGACGGAAAAGUUUCUUUGGACGAUUAUAGAACUUCGGUGAAAGAAGAACCGCUCCUUUUAGAAGCUUUUGGUAGAUGUUUACCGAAUGAAAGAGCCACCGAUACUUUUAUAACAACAAUGAAAAUGUAAAUAAAAAAAAUUUGUUAAUUUAUUACGCAAGAAUUUAAAAAACUUAA